Ricinus communis (castor bean) is the source of this 4558-nucleotide messenger RNA. Its product is annotated as mitogen-activated protein kinase kinase kinase 5. The record is from RefSeq and is a predicted model, not a curated record. The coding region runs from base 375 to 2504 and encodes 709 amino acids. Gene Ontology annotation, molecular function: protein kinase activity; ATP binding. Lineage: Eukaryota; Viridiplantae; Streptophyta; Magnoliopsida; Malpighiales; Euphorbiaceae. The transcript has 12 exons. Gene Ontology annotation, biological process: protein phosphorylation.
CACAUACAAUUUAGUUACUUUCCCUCCCGUCUCCUCUCUCUUUUUCUCUCUAGCAAACGAACAAACAAACAAGAUAAGAGAGAGAAAGAGAGGAAGAGAGAGAAACAAACAAACACCUUGACUUGGUUACCUUACAGUGCAGGUAAAUCCAAUUGUAAAGAACAUCAUCUACGUCGUCAAUCAAUCAUUAAUUUAAUCUUCCACUCUCUUUCCCUUUCCUUCGUUCUUUCUUCCUCCGCGUUUGGGAACCGGGGAGGGAUAUGGAUUUCAGAUGUUUGCACAAUUCAAUUCUCUAAACCGGCGACUGUGGUGAAUUAGAAUCACCAUGAUCUUUACAAUUAACAUUACUAAUCUCAUUUCCAGUAUCUCUCGCCAUGCGUUGGCUUCAAAAUAUUUCCUUCUCUGCUUAUAAUAAUAAUAAUAAUAAUAAUAAUAAUUCCACGCCUUCGUCGCCGAAACCUGUUCUCUCAUCUUCCGCAUCAUCUUCAGCUACUACUGGUGAUCAUAAUUUUUCUUCGAAACAUCAUCAUCGAAGUUAUCUUCGAGGCGGUGGUUUAGGUUUCCGUUUCGGCACGCGUCACAGGAAGUUACGAUAUUUUACUGAAAAUGACGUCACCGCAGCACCGGCAGCAGCAACAGCGACAGCAGGACAGAAUAAUAGAGCUUCUUCCUCCACCGCAACCGCCGCUGUCAAAUCUUCGGCGGAGACGACAGCGGCUGCGCUGAGUGGUUCUUCAUGUGCUGCUGCUGCUGUUGUGCCUCCUAGAUUGUCGUCGUCGGUUCCUGUUCCUUUGCCCCUCCCGUUACCUGUUCAUUCUGGUGACGCUGAUUCGCGGAUACCGUCGCCUAGAGAGAAAGAGAAGGAACGUGACGGUGUUAGUUCAAGAGAGAGAAUUGACGGCGUUAACGGAGAUGGAUUAUCUUCUUCCAAUUCUCCAAAAGCUAGUAUAUUGGCUGGGCGACAAGGGAGGAGGAAGGUGGAUCCAUUGGAUAUAAGAUCACCAAGGAAGGUGCAUCCGGAUUUUAGCGUGGAUCAUUGUGCAGAUUACUCGAGGAUCAAUGCUCCAAUAAGGAGUGCGCCUACUAGUCCGUUCUCAAGUCCGCAGAAAUUAACAACUGCAGCUGAUUUCUUGCCUUAUUAUCAAAUGAUUGCUAAAGGAAAUCAAGUGUGGUCUGCCCCUGAGAUGGCCACUUUAGAUAUACCAGGCCUUCCUCCCCCUGCAUUUUUUGAUUAUACUGCUUUUAGUACUGAUACUUCUCCUCUUCAUAGUCCACCUAGUAGAAGUCCCCGCAGGAAUCCUAAAAGUCCUACUGGAGGACCUGCAUCACUAAAUGCUAGACUAUCUAUUGAAACUUCCCGUGAAUGUAAUGCUAAUCUUGAGGUUCACCCAUUGCCUCUUCCUCCUGGAGCUUCCAGUUCCAGGCCUUCAAUAUCAUCUUCUGUUCCCCAAGUUAUUUCUAAAGCAGAGUCCAUACCCUUAAAAAGUCAGUGGCAGAAAGGAAAGCUAAUUGGGCGUGGUACAUUUGGCAGUGUUUAUGUUGCCAGCAAUAGGGAAACUGGGGCAUUAUGCGCAAUGAAGGAAGUUGACAUGUUUCCAGAUGACCCAAAAUCUGCAGAGUCUAUAAAGCAAUUAGAACAGGAAAUUAAAGUUCUCAGCCACCUAAAGCAUCCGAACAUUGUGCAGUAUUAUGGUAGUGAAAUAGUUGGAGACCACUUCUAUAUAUAUCUAGAGUAUGUUCAUCCUGGUUCAAUUAAUAAAUAUGUCCGUGAACAUUGUGGAGCCAUAACAGAAAAUGUUGUUCGUAGUUUUAGUCGUCACAUUCUAUCAGGAUUGGCCUACUUGCAUAGCAUGAAAACGAUACACAGAGAUAUAAAAGGGGCUAAUUUGCUUGUUGACGCAUCUGGAGUUGUUAAGCUUGCUGAUUUUGGGAUGUCGAAACAUCUUACUGGACAGGCAGCUGAACUGUCUUUGAAGGGAAGCCCAUACUGGAUGGCCCCGGAGCUUAUGCAAGCUGUAAUGCAGAAGGAUACCAGCUCAGAUCUUGCACUUGCUGUUGACAUUUGGAGUCUGGGCUGUACUAUUAUUGAAAUGUUCACAGGAAAACCUCCUUGGAGUGAUUACGAGGGGGCUGCAGCCAUGUUUAAAGUUCUGAGGGAUAUUCCACCAAUACCCGAAACAUUAUCACCUGAGGGCAAGGAUUUUCUGCAUUGCUGCUUCCAAAGGAAUCCUGCUGACAGGCCAUCAGCAAGCAUGCUACUAGAGCACCGUUGGUUGAGAAACUCACAACAGCUUGAUUUUCCGUCUUCCACCCGGUCAAUUAAUGGGAUAAAAUUAAUGGAUUUAACACACAGUUCAAAUGGGUCUGAAGUUAAGCUUGAUCAGAUGCCAAUACCACCUGCGUCGCAAAGCGCAAAGGGAAAGGUGACUUCUGAGAGCUUCAUGCGUUAUUCUUUUUCUUCAGCGAGACUGCCAGAAGAUUUCAUCAUAAAACUUCCAACUUGACGGUGAUGGAGGCGCCCUGUUAUUCUCCUCGCUCUAUUCUUGAGGUUCUUCCAAUUUCAUCUCCUCCAGGUCACAACAUAAAUUAUGGCAACGCUUCUUCAUCUACUCUCAACUUGAGUAAACAUGGUGUUAAAAGUAGCCAUAUCAUAAAAUAACCAAGGGAAACGGAAGAACCUUUGCACGUUUUUAACAUAGCGUAAUUGAAGGAGAUCGAGUUUGUUGACAUUAAUAGGCUGGUAGUGACGGACGUAGGUUGUUGGUUUGUUGCAGUAGCAAAUCCUAUCCCACCCCUCAUGUGUAAUCAGAGGCUUCUGAAGUUUGAAAAGCUUCUUCUUCCAGCGAAUACAUUCAGCACCAGGGAUUUCAGAAGCAGGUUUUGUAUACUAAUCUAAAGCUUCAGCAAUUGCAGAAGUUCAUUUGUAUGUAUAUUUUCUGAGAUAAAUUCUUGGAUGUAUUUGUAGAAUUUAGAAAAGGGAAAAAUGAAAAAAGAAGAAAAGAAAAAAAAAAAAGAAGAUGGUUAAAGUCACUCUUAUACCCAAGGGGAGUUACAUGUGAGCAGAAUGAUUUAAGUAGUUUUCAGUCCAUUUCUGACGGUGUUCUCUCAACUCUUUAGGUUUUGUAAUUUUUAUACUUGAAAUUUAUACUAACUCAGAGGAUUUUUCCUUAUUGAGGCUGUUAGAAACAAAAGAAAGAAAAAAAGGAAGUUGGAAGAAGUUUUUUUCUUUUUAUAAAUUAUGUUAAUAUAUAGUUUUUUUAAGUUAUAAAUAAAAAAAGGCUCGAACUUGACAUCUUAUGUUAAAUAUUUAAUAAUACAAAAAUUUAACUUCAAGAUGAAUAUUUAAUUGUUUGGCAUGGCAUUAACAAAAUAAAUUGUGACCUUAGUAAUACCCUAUAUAAAGAUCAAAAAGCCUUUCAACAAGAGAUUCAAAUCUAUGUGUUUUUGAGUUGGUUUUAAAAACGAGUGAUUGCCCUUUUCCGAUUCUUACUGUUCAAUCUGAGAGCAGAGAAUUAAUACUUCCACUUUUUAAACAGGAUUUUAUAAUCGGUCUACAGUCCAAAUCACUGGGCAGCAUAUAGAUUUCAAAUCCAAAUGGUAGUAUAUGGUCCUUUUAACUAUUGUUUUUAAGAAAUGAUCCGGCCUAGCCCAUUCCUCGACAUUAGUUUUGACGGGAUCCCCAUCUACCAAACUUUCUUUUUCUUCUUUCCCCCAAAUCAACAAAAGCAAUUGUUCAAAUAAAAAGAAAAUUCAAGAAAAGCAAUAUUGAAUAAAACACUCCAAGCAAAUUUAUUUGGGCUUAACAUGAGUGGUCCAAAGUCUAACUUUCUUUUUUCAUUUUUGUCUGUUUAUUUUAAAUUAAAAUAUUAAUCCUAAAUUUAACAAAAUCUUUUGAGUUGGCGCCUUGAGCUGUGUUAAAAAUGUUAUUAUCAUGGCAAAGGUCCUAUUAAAUACUUUCUAAAUCAGUUGGACAACUCUGAAUAUUAAUCAUAACACAUAUAAAAUAUUUUUCACUUAUUUUCAUUAUGAAUUACAAAAUAUUCAGGUAUUUAUUACUCAAACGAAAAAUUAGAUGCAAAGGAAAAUAAAAAGAGAGUAAUUUAAUGUCAAACUUUCCCAUCAAAUAAAAACAAGAGCAAAAGUGCAGUCACGUGAUAAUAGGGCUUUGUUUUGGUAUGUUUCUUUCUGUUUCAGUUCUUUUAUAAUAUUUGCCCAAUCUCAUUUCUCCAUCAUUCUCUAUAGAAAGAGAAAGCCUAAAAAAGAAAAAACCAUCUAAAUUGAAAAGUUAAAAGAGAGAGAUGGAGCCACCUGCAUCACAGUCCAUAGAGAGGAAUAUUCAGGCCGGAGAAGAUGAACAAGACAAAGUUAUCAAUGAAUGUUGUUCUUGCUGUUUUGAUUGCUCAGAAAGCUGCCUUGAUUACCUCUUCUGCAACCUCUGUUAACUUCCUUCAGACUUUCUGUUGCUUGUUUACUUACUCGCUAUGGAUGUAGAAAUAUUAUCCUGGUUUUCUGUGACUGGAAAUUUUAUGAGAAUUCAUUCCAAAAAACAGUGCUUUUA